AUGCCAAGGGAAUUGUAUGUCACCACCCUCCUCAUUAGGCAUCAUCAUGUAGCUGAGCAGCAUCAAGGUCGGGGAAUGACCAUGAACAGCAUACGUCAAGAGGGAGUAUGGAUCAUCGGAUGUCGCCGGGCUGUGGCCAGUUACAUCGACAAAUGUGUGCUGUGCCGCAGGCUCAGAGGAUCAACCAACAAGCAGAAGAUGGGAGACCUGCCCAAGGACCGAUUGCAAACAGCCCCUGCGUUCACCUACUGUGGGGUUGAUGUUUUUGGUCCUUUCUACAUCACUGAGCCAAGGAAACGAGAGCUGAAGAGGUACGGAGUAAUAUUUACGUGCUUGGCCAUGAGGGCGGUCCAGAUUGAGACUGUUAACACCAUGUCUACCGACUCCUUCAUCAUGGCGCUCCGCAGAUUCAUUGCAGUCAGGGGAAGCAUAAAAAUCUUUAGAUAUGACUGUGGAAGUAACUUUGUUGGCUGUGAACGUGAGCUCAAGGAUGCCUGGGACGAGGUUGACCUGGACGCCGCAGGAAAAUUCCUCCUGAAAGAAAAUGGGGAUUUUACCUUCGAAAUGAACGUACCCAGCGCUAGCCACCAAGGCGGCGUGUGGGAGCGCCAAAUCAAGACUACCCGGAGCAUCUUGAAUACGAUGCUGUUCUCACAUGGCAAGCAGCUUGACGAUGAAAGUCUCAGGACAUUCCUCUACGAAGUGGCAGCGAUAAUAAAUGGCCGCCCUCUGACAGUCGAAAAUCUCGACGACGCUACGAGUUUGGUGCCAUUGACACCAAACAUGUUACUAACAAUGAAAUCCAGGGUCAUCGUCUCACCCCCUGGAAACUUGCCUGUCCAGGAUCUCAUGCUCAGGAAAUACUGGCGUCAAGUACAGCAACUGGCAGACCAGUUUUGGCACAGGUGGCGCAAGGAGUAUGUACAAAACCUCCAAAUCAGGCAGAAGUGGAUUCGCCCAAAACGCAAUCUGGAGAAGGGCGAUGUUGUACUUGUACGCGACGAAAACCUACCGAGGAACGUGUGGAAGCUGGCACGAAUCCAGGAAAGGUACACAGGAGACGACAAUCUGGUUCGAAAGGUCAAGGUCAAGGUUGGAAAUCGCUCACCGGACAACAAAGUACGUCGAUUGACCUGUCUCGAAAGGCCAAUACACGAGCUCGUCCUGGUAAAGGAAGCCGAAGACGUUAAGCAGCAGUAA
Lineus longissimus is the source of this 1200-nucleotide messenger RNA. RefSeq lists its product as uncharacterized. Gene Ontology annotation, biological process: DNA integration. Gene Ontology annotation, molecular function: nucleic acid binding. The transcript has a single exon. The record is from RefSeq and is a predicted model, not a curated record. Bases 1 to 1200 code for a protein of 399 amino acids. Lineage: Eukaryota; Metazoa; Nemertea; Pilidiophora; Heteronemertea; Lineidae.